AUGGAGUUUCAGAUCCCAAAAAAUCCAGCCUUGAAGACUAAUCACAAACUUCUACCCGCUAAGCAAACAUGCAUGAAUGGCUGUUGUUUCUUCUGCAUCAUGUCCGAUACAGAUUCUUCUCUCAGAGCAGCUAGAAUGUAUCGCCUCUUCAAGCAAAUGCCUCUUGAAGACGACCAAGAACAUGUCUUGGCUUUAAGUGGGCUUUGGAAAAUCGCCCUGACUCAACCAAAUGACCCAGAAUUUCCUUCCCUCGGCAUCUUUAGAUGCAUGGCCAAACUAAUCGAGAAAGGCAUCAGCGACAAAGAUUGGCUGCUGAGACAUCAGAACGUGUACUUCCCUUAUUAUGCAGCACAUAUCAUUGGUUCCUAUACCAUGAAUAAAGCCAACUUUGCUCAUAAAGCCGUCAAGUCCCACGUUGUCCGGCCAUUGAUGGACCUCCUCGAAGGCAAGAUCAGUUGGGUUGAACAGAGAGUCGCACUUCGAGCACUGGGUCAUUUGGCCAAACAUGAAGCAACCUUUGAAGCCGUUGCUGAACACGAAGGAGAAAUCGUAGAGGCAGCCAUCAAUAUAGCUUCUACGUGUUUGAAAGAGGUGUACGAUAAAUUUCUUAGCUUGAACGAAACACGGAGAUUGAAGUAUCAUAGGAAUUUGCUAACAAGGGGGCAUGGACACCUGGAAUUAGAGAACCGAAAAGCAGAGGAUUGGGCAAGACAGCUUCAGUGCUGGUCUCUGUGUCUCUUAGAUUGCUUUGCAAGCAAAGAAAGAUCUCUCAGAUUAAUCUGCAAGAAGCAAUUCUUGGAUGGUUUAUGUGGAAUGUGGGGUGGAAUGGGAAACCCGGGAUCACCUGCUGGAAUAGGACUUGUGCGAACACUGUGUCACACUAAAGUAGGAAGAGAAAGCAUAGCGGAGUCUCAAGAAGUAGUAGACAGCCUUUGCAAGGUCUCGAGAUCCUCAGAUGAUCGGCAAUACUCGGCUAUUGAAAGUCUUCUGCAGCUGCUUAAAGACCCUCUUACGAGAUACAAAGUAAUAGACACCGCAGCUCCAGUCCUUGUUGAUUUAUCUGAACUCAGGAGCAUUGACGGAAAGAUAAAAGGAGGACAAGCAAUCACGCAGACUCUCUUACAAGAUUACCACAAAAUCAAGUAUUGUAAAAUGAGUUUGAAGAGCGAAAUCGCUGAGAGAGCGUUAAAAGAAUUAUGGGAUCUAAAGGUAGAGAGAGUGAAGAGAGAAAGUAUGAUGAUGAGCGAGGAAGAAAUCAGAGAAAAAGAGGUAUUAGUGGGAGCGUUGAAGAAAGAAGGAAACAGUGUAUUUUGGUCGGGGGACAUAAAAGGAGCUAUGAUGAAAUACUCUGAAGCUUUGGAUUUGUGCCCACUGAAAAUGUGGAGAAAGAGAAUCGUGCUUCAUAGCAAUAGAGCUCAGUGUCAUUUGUUGUUAAGAGAUGCGGAUGCCGCCAUAAGCGAUACAACUCGAGCUCUGUGCUUAUCAAGUGAAGCGUUUCCUCACAGUAAGAGUUUGUGGAGAAGAUCACAAGCUUAUGACAUGAAAGGGAUUACUAAGGAGAGCUUGAUGGAUUGCUUAAUGUUCAUCAACAGCCGCUUCGAGUCACGACACAAACAGGGAUUAAGAAUUCCGUGCUAUGCGGCACGUAUGGUGAACAAGCACAUGAAUGCCUUGGGGCUCUGUGAAUCGGCCAAGUCAGAGAUGUAUGUCGAGUGCGAAGGGCGGAAAGAACACGAAGGCCAAAAUCAAAUUGACAUCGGGGAACAGAGCGAGGGAAAAAAUGAUGGAAGGUGA
This is a messenger RNA of Neltuma alba, 1794 nucleotides long. RefSeq lists its product as uncharacterized. The coding region runs from base 1 to 1794 and encodes 597 amino acids. Gene Ontology annotation, molecular function: protein binding. The transcript has a single exon. NCBI's taxonomy places the organism in Eukaryota, Viridiplantae, Streptophyta, Magnoliopsida, Fabales, Fabaceae. The record is from RefSeq and is a predicted model, not a curated record.